Molecule: messenger RNA, 2035 nt
Organism: Archocentrus centrarchus (flier cichlid)
Lineage: Eukaryota; Metazoa; Chordata; Actinopteri; Cichliformes; Cichlidae
Gene: spdef
Product: SAM pointed domain containing ets transcription factor
Exons: 6
Coding region: 129-1133 (334 amino acids)
Biological process (GO): regulation of transcription by RNA polymerase II; cell differentiation
Cellular component (GO): nucleus
Molecular function (GO): DNA-binding transcription factor activity, RNA polymerase II-specific; sequence-specific DNA binding
Source: RefSeq, a predicted model, not a curated record
CCUGCUGCCUGUUGCGCUUCAUCAUCAGGUAGCACCUGGGCGCUGACUGGAAACAGCACCACAUCUGCCAGCAUCCAGUCAAGUCUUUGCCUCAAGAGUCUCAGAGCAUCUUUGCUGGGGUACCAGUUAUGUCAAACCCAGUGGGUAGUGUAUCAGAAACCACAACAUAUGGAUCCCGGAUUGGGAUGAGAGAGGACUCCCUCUCCAUCCUGGAACGAAGCGGAGGCUGUGAAGACCCCUGGAAGAUGGGUGAAACCAAGCCAAAUUUAGAAGCCCCAGAGCGUGGCGUGCCAGGCGUCUACCUCUCCUGCUUCGACAUGCUCCUCACAGAAGAUGCCACAUGGCUGGUGAAAGUUUCAGAGGCAUCUCCAACACUGGCUUUACCCAUGAGCCGGCCAGAACCCAGAGAGGAACCAGAGCAGUGCCCGGUCAUUGAUAGCCAGGAACAGGGACUCUCUCCUGGGCUGGAGGGGCAGGAGGAGGAGCGAUCUCUGGAACAGGUGCAGAGCAUGGUUGUAGGAGAAGUACUGAAGGACAUUGAAACGGCCUGCAAACUGCUCAACAUCACUCCAGAUCCAAUAGAGUGGAACACUGCGAAUGUCCAGAAGUGGCUGCUCUGGACUGAACAUCUGUACAGACUGCCCCAUGCAGGAAAGGCCUUCCAGGAGCUGACGGGAAAGGAUCUGUGCGCCAUGAGCGAGGAGGAGUUUCGCCAGCGUUCCCCGCAGUGCGGAGACACGCUGCACGCACACCUGGACAUAUGGAAGUCAGCUGCAUGGAUGAAGGAGCGGUUUUCAAUUGGGGAUACCAAAACUACAGGCAGCGAGGAGCUGUGGUCAGAGGCAGAUUCAUCGUGUUCAGGUCAACCUAUUCAUCUCUGGCAGUUCCUCAGGGAGCUCCUGCUCAAACCUCACAACUAUGGACGCUGCAUUCGCUGGCUCAACAAAGAAAAAGGCAUUUUCAAAAUCGAAGACUCUGCUCACGUCGCGAGACUGUGGGGGCUCCGAAAGAAUCGGCCUGCAAUGAACUACGACAAGCUGAGCCGCUCCAUACGUCAGUACUACAAGAAAGGCAUCAUCCGCAAGCCUGACGUGUCUCAGAGACUGGUGUACCAGUUUGUGCACCCAGUAUGAGGUUGCAAGCAGAAUGGAAGGACGAGACGAGAACUUACAAACUAAAAAGGACAAAUUGUGUCACCAUGCACCUGAAACAUCUAAUCCCUGACAUGAAAAGGUGGCAUGGAACAUGUGCACUGACUAACCCCAAUGGAACACACCUCCACUGCCAACACGGAAGUAACAGCUGGCAGCAGCUGGAUGAAACUUUAUCUGUGCAGAGCCAGACAGGAAGAGACAAAACAGUGUGGCUGUUGAGGCUUUUUCCUGCUGCAAAAUGAAGCAAACAGAUAAGAGAUUCAAAAUAGACAAAACAAAACAGAAAAAAUGAUAAAUGAACUGCCUUAUUAUUUGCAUGAUCUGCCUGUUUAUAUUUCUUUACUAUGAAUCCCAGAUAUCUUGAACUCAUAUAAAGCGUUACAACUGAUCGCUCAGAUAAAAGCGUCUACAGCUGCACUGGCUUUGUCUGAACAGGAAACUCUCUUCUUUGUAGCUCAUCUUAAAAGUACUGAAAAGGAGGCUUCCUCUUUUGGGGCAUUGUUCCAAACCCUGCUGUGGGAAUGUUGAUGGGGCACUUGUAUAUAUUUUUGUUUUCUAAUUAUAACUUCUUAAGUGUGAUGCAUUCUCCUUUGAGGGGCUUUAUAUAGUUUACCCUGCCUGGUCCAUUUAUAUAGCUGUACACUGCAAUUAAUGCUGCGGGUGUCUGAAUCCCAAAGUUUUCAAAAGAAAAGAAAAGAAAAAGACCUGAAAUGAAUAAUCACAUACAAAAUAUGUAAUAAAAAUGAAGUUUUACCUGAGAAUGACAUGUUCCACAAAUUCAUUGAUCCUGGAAUAUGAAAUAAUUUUUUCCCCCUAACUUUUUCCUGAUGUUUUCAGUAAAAUGUCUGAACUGUUAUUGGACUGACUUGCAAUUAUUAAUA